Monoraphidium neglectum is the source of this 288-nucleotide messenger RNA. RefSeq lists its product as hypothetical. The record is from RefSeq and is a predicted model, not a curated record. The transcript has a single exon. Lineage: Eukaryota; Viridiplantae; Chlorophyta; Chlorophyceae; Sphaeropleales; Selenastraceae. The annotation marks the transcript as partial.
AUGGACGGGCUGUUGACAGGGAGCGGCGGCGCCGCCUACUUUGACGGCUCGCCCCCGCGCCAGGCGCCCCCCAGUACAGCGAGCGACCAGCGGCCGCCACCCGACCAGGCGCCCCCCGCCGGCGCGCCGCCACCGGCGCGUGCGCGCCCGGCGCGGCAGCGGGCGGCGCGGGUCCGCAAGCGUGUGAGCGGGGAGGGCAGCGAGAGUGAUGCGUCCUACAAGCAGUCAUCUCAGUCAGGUUGGGAGUCUGCUUCAGGCUCCGAAGGGUACCUACCCAAGAAGCGCAAG